Molecule: messenger RNA, 2145 nt
Organism: Procambarus clarkii (red swamp crayfish)
Lineage: Eukaryota; Metazoa; Arthropoda; Malacostraca; Decapoda; Cambaridae
Source: RefSeq, a predicted model, not a curated record
AUGGUUAGUCUUGCUCCUGUGGUCAAUGGAAGUGGGUCAGGAAAUGGAACAGGAAGUGGGUCAGGAAGUAGGUCAGGAGGUGGGAUAGGAAGUGGGUCAGGAGGUGGAACAGGAAGUGGGUCAGGAGGUGGAACAGGAAGUGGGAGAGGAAGUGGGUCAGGUGGGACAGGAAGUGGGUCAGGAGGUGGAACAGGAAGUGGGUCAGCUGGUGGAACAGGAAGUGGGCCAGCUGGUGGGACAGGAAGUGGGUCAGGAAAUGGGACAGGAAGUGGGUCAGGAGGUGGGACAGGAAGUGGGUCAGGAGGUGGAACAGGAAGUGGGUCAGCUGGUGGGACAGGAAGUGGGUCAGGAGGUGGGAGAGGAAGUGGGUCAGGAGGUGGGACAGGAAGUGGGUCAGGAGGUGGGACAGGAAGUGGGUCAGGAGGUGGGACAGGAAGCGGGUCAGGAAGUGGAACAGGAAGUAGGUCAGGAGGUGGAACAGGAAGUGGGUCAGGAGGUGGGACAGGAAGCAGGUCAGGAAGUGGGACAGGAAGUAGGUCAGGAGGUGGAACAGGAAGUGGAAUGGAAAGUAGGUCAGGAGGUGGAAUAGGAAGUAGGUCAGGAGGUGGAACAGGAAGUGGGAUAGGAAGUAGGUCAGGAGGUGGGGCAGGAAGUGGGAUAGGAAGUAGGUCAGGAGGUGGAACAAGAAGUAGGUCAGGAGGUGGAACAGGAAGUAGAUCAGGAGGUGGAACAGGAAGUGGGAUAGGAAGUAGGUCAGGUGGUGGGACAGGAAGUGGGUCAGGAGGAGGAACAGGAAGUAGGUCAGGAGAUGGGACAGGAAGUAGGUCAGGAGGUGGGACAGAAAGUAGGUUAGGAGGUGGGACAGAAAGUAGGUCAGGAGGUGGAAUAGGAAGUAGGUCAGGAGGUGGGACAGGAAGUAGGUCAGGAGGUGGAAUAGGAAGUGGGUCAGGAGGCGGAACAGGAAGUAGGUCAGGAGGUGGAACAGGAAGUGGGUCAGGAGGUGGAACAGGAAGUGGGUCAGGAGGUGGAACAGGAAGUGGGUCAGGAGGUGGAACAGGAAGUGGGUCAGGAGAUGGGACAGGAAGUAGGUCAGGAGGUGGGACAGAAAGUAGGUCAGGAGGUGGAACAGAAAGUAGGUCAGGAGGUGGGACAGGAAGUAGGUCAGGAGGUGGAAUAGGAAGUAGGUCAGGAGGUGGAACAGGAAGUAGGUCAGGAGGUGGAAUAGGAAGUAGGUCAGGAGGUGGGACAGGAAGUAGGUCAGGAGGUGGAACAAGAAGUAGGUCAGGAGGUGGAACAGGAAGUAGGUCAGGAGGUGGAACAGGAAGUAGGUCAGGAGGUGGGACAGGAAGUAGGUCAGGAGAUGGGACAGGAAGUAAGUCAGGAGGUGGGACAGGAAGUAGGUCAGGAGAUGGGACAGGAAGCAGGUCAGGAGGUGGAAUAGGAAGUGGGUCAGGAGGUGGAACAGGAAGUAGGUCAGGAGGUGGAACAGGAAGUAGGUCAGGAGGUGGAACAGGAAGUAGGUCAGGAGGUGGAAUAGGAAGUGGGUCAGGAGGAGGGUCAGGAAGUAGGUCAGGAGGUGGGACAGGAAGUAGGCCAGGAGGUGGGACAGGAAGUAGGUCAGGAGGUGGAACAGGAAGUGGGUCAGGAGGAGGGUCAGGAAGUGGGUCAGGAGGUGGAACAGGAAGGUCAGGAGAUGGAACAGGAAGUAGGUCAGGAGGUGGAAUAGGAAGUGGGUCAGGAGGAGGGUCAGGAAGUAGGUCAGGAGGUGGGACAGGAAGUGGGUCAGGAGGAGGAACAGGAAGUAGGUCAGGAGGUGGGACAGGAAGUAGGUCAGGAGGUGGGACAGGAAGUAGGCCAGGAGGUGGGACAGGAAGUGGGUCAAGAGGUGGAACAGGAAGUAGGUCAGGAGGUGGGACAGGAAGUAGGUCAGGAGGUGGAAUACGAAGUAGGUCAGGAGGUGGAACAGGAAGUAGGUCAGGAGGUGGAACAGGAAGUAGGUCAGGAGGUGGAACAGGAAGUAGAUCAGGAGGUGGAACAGGAAGUGGGUCAGGAGGUGGAACAGGAAGUGGGUCAGGAGGUGGAACAGGAAGUAGGUCAGGAGGUGGGACAGGAAGUAGGUCAGGAGGUGGAAUAGGAAGUAGGUAA